This is a messenger RNA of Asparagus officinalis (garden asparagus), 1992 nucleotides long. RefSeq lists its product as uncharacterized. The coding region runs from base 1 to 1992 and encodes 663 amino acids. Gene Ontology annotation, biological process: DNA repair; telomere maintenance. Gene Ontology annotation, molecular function: DNA helicase activity. NCBI's taxonomy places the organism in Eukaryota, Viridiplantae, Streptophyta, Magnoliopsida, Asparagales, Asparagaceae. The record is from RefSeq and is a predicted model, not a curated record. The transcript has a single exon.
AUGUACAUAAAGCUUGAAACAACAAGACUUGAUUAUUUUAGAAAGAAACAAGCAGAAAUCAGAGCAGAGUUAUUCCAAGGCAUAGUCGAUAGUGUAGCUGCUGGGGAAGUAAAAGCAUAUCAAGUCGGAAAAAGAAUAGUGCUGCCAUCAUUAUUUAUUGGUGGUCCUAGAGAUAUGCGUCGUAGAUAUCUUGAUGUAAUGUCAUUAGUACAACGAUUUGGCAAACCAGAUUUUUUCAUCACAAUGACAUGCAAUCCUGAAUGGGAAGAAAUCACGGAGGAGCUACAUCCAGGACAGACACAUAAUGAUAGACCGGAUCUAACCUCAAGGAUAUUUAGAGCAAAAUUGCAAGACCUGAAAGAUCAGCUAUUUAAAAAGGAAAUCUUUGGAAAAGUUGCUGUCCAUGUUCAUGUCAUCGAGUUUCAAAAAAGAGGGUUGCCUCAUGCACACAUGUUAAUUAUUCUAAUGGGAAAGCACAAAAUCGUCUCAUCAGAUCAUUAUGAUAAGUACGUAUCAGCAGAAAUUCCAAACCAGUAUGAAAAUCCAAUCCUAUAUGAACUGGUAAAAAAACAUAUGAUGCAUGGCCCUUGUGGAGAGUUAGAUAUGAAGAAUGUUUGCAUGCAAAAUGGAGAGUGCAAAUAUCACUACCCUAGAGAGAGCGAGUGCAAAUAUCACUACCCUAGAGAGUUUUCUCCAAGAUCAGUACAAGCGAAAGAUGCUUACCCAAUUUAUAAAAGGAGCAAAAAUAAUAGAACAAUGUUGGUUCGAAACAAAAUCCUUAAUAAUCAAUGGGUGGUACCUUACAAUCCCUAUUUUCUGAUACGUUAUAACUGUCACAUCAAUGUUGAAAUAUGCUCAGGCAUAAAAGCAGUGAAAUACCUUUAUAAGUAUAUAUAUAAAGGCCAUGAUAGAGUGGCAGUAAACAUUGAGUAUAAUGAAGGUGAAAAUGUUGUGAAUGAAAUCAAAAAUUUUCAAGAUGCAAGAUGGGUAUCAGUUCAGGAAGCUUUCUGGAGAAUAUAUGAAUUCCAUCUUAAUGAGAUAUUCCCGGUUGUCAUUAACUUACAACUUCACAUGCCAAAUCAUCAAUAUGUUUUUUAUUGGAAACAUCAAGACCUAUCGAAAUUGAUUCACUUGGAACAUGUCUCCAAGACGAUGCUUACAGAAUUUUUUACUAUGUGUAAAAAAAUUAAAGAAGGUAACAAGAAGAAACAUGAAAAGGACCACGAAAAGGAGUUAUUAUAUGUGGAAUUUCCUGAAUGUUAUGUUUGGGAUUCAACAUCAAAAUCUUGGAGUCCAAGAAAACAGAGACAAGUGAUAGGUCGAAUAAACAGGGCUAAUCCAAUUGAAGAAGAGAGAUAUUACUUGCGACUAUUGCUUACUCACGUUAGGUGUCCAACAUCAUUUGAGGAUCUACUGACGGUAAAUGGUAUUCAUUACAAAUCUUUCAAGCAAUCAGCCCAGAAAUUAGGUCUUUUGGAAUAUGAUGAUAGCAUAAGAGAGUGCUUAGAUGAAGCCAUCGUCUUCCAAAUGCCAACAUCACUUCAACGUUUGUUUGCAUCUAUAUUGGUUCAUUGUGAGCCCACAGAUGUUAAUUGUUUGUGGGAUCAAUAUCUUGAUUCAUUAUCUGAAGACUUCUCAAGGAAACCAAAUGCUACUAGAGCUUCGGUGAUAAAUGAUACUCUUCUCAAUAUUAACUUCUACUUAGAGAGUAUGGGAAAGGAUAUUAAAAAAUUUGAUUUGCCACCUUUACAAGCAAAAACCAUUACAGAGGAAGGUUCAUACCCAAGAGAAAUAAAAGAAGAGCUAAAUGUAGAAAUCCCAACUGAUGAUCUAAAUGCUGCAACAAAACUCAACUAUGAACAACAUACUGCAUACACUACAAUAUUAACACGAGUUGAAGCAAAUAAAAGUCGAGUUUUCUUUAUUGACGGUCCAGGAAGAACUGGGAAGACUUAUUUAUAUCGUGUUCUACUUGCCACAGUAAGAUCGUAA